Molecule: messenger RNA, 2270 nt
Organism: Amphiprion ocellaris (clown anemonefish)
Lineage: Eukaryota; Metazoa; Chordata; Actinopteri; Pomacentridae
Gene: en1a
Product: engrailed homeobox 1a
Exons: 2
Coding region: 334-1212 (292 amino acids)
Biological process (GO): multicellular organism development; neuron differentiation; regulation of transcription by RNA polymerase II
Cellular component (GO): nucleus
Molecular function (GO): RNA polymerase II cis-regulatory region sequence-specific DNA binding; DNA-binding transcription factor activity, RNA polymerase II-specific
Source: RefSeq, a predicted model, not a curated record
GCGUAAGUAUAUGUGGGCAUGGUGAUGUGAUGUGAGGAUUUUUUUGAAGCUCCUACUGUCAUACAGCGGUGAAAAUCUCUGGGUGUGUGAAAGCAGUGCGCAACAGCAACCACAGCCAGUCUUAUAGAAAGUCACUGACCAUGACGCGCUGGCGCUCCUUUACGCAGGCAGGACUUCCACAGUUUGCUAAUAAUUACAGAAACCAGCAUUAUUUCAGAGAGAAAAUGACCAUGUUUUAAUGUUUUCCGUAAUCAUAUUCUGGAUACAAACACAGUGGAAACGAACUGGAAGUGGAUUGAGAGAACAGUAGCCACGUUCUUCAGUGAAGCAACGAUGGAGGAGCAGCGGGAUCUGACCAGCACGGAUAGCAGCGAUGGAGAGAGCGUCUCCCCUUCUCCAAGCCUGCCCUCGCCUCCUAUACUGCCUCUACAGGUCGCUCAACAAGCCCACAGAACCACCAACUUUUUCAUUGACAACAUUUUGCGACCGGACUUCGGCUGCAAGAAGGAGCAUGGUCUGGGCCCGCGGGAGAGAGCGCAGACCUCCGACCGUGAGCGCGUCCACUCGGUCAGCAGGCCGAGUUUUCCCGGGACGCCGUGCCAGGACUCAAACUGUAGCAGUGACAGCACGUCGUCCUCUGCCUCCUCCAAUGCCUCUUUGACGAAUCCCAGGAAGAGCAACGGUAGCUGCGGAGGAUCUGCAACGGCCGACGUAUCUACCGGGAGCAGCGGCACUGUUAAAGCUGAGGAAAGGACUGGCAGUGUGGCCGGGGAAAACACCUCCUCUUCACUGGUCGUGUUGAAAGCCACCGGGGCACCAACACCGGAGACCCAGCCGCUGCUCUGGCCUGCCUGGGUCUACUGCACGCGGUACUCGGACAGGCCCUCAUCUGGGCCAAGGACACGGAAACUGAAAAAGUCGAAAAGUGGAAAAGAGGACAAGCGGCCGCGCACGGCCUUCACGGCUGAGCAGCUGCAGAGACUGAAGACGGAAUUCCAGGUGAACCGCUACAUAACGGAGCAACGGCGGCAGUCUCUGGCCCAGGAACUCAACCUCAACGAGUCCCAGAUUAAAAUAUGGUUUCAGAAUAAGCGGGCUAAAAUCAAAAAAGCCAGCGGCUUCAAGAACGGGCUGGCGCUGCAGCUGAUGGCGCAGGGACUGUACAACCAUUCCACCACCACCAUCCAGGAGGACAAGGAAGACAGUGACUGAGGAGCACCAACGGAAGAGUCGCUGUCCUCCACACACUCUGUACAUUGUAAAUAAAUGUCUAAUUUUACGAGGACGACGGGGAGGGUGGUGAGGGCGUCAUCAGCUCUUCUCUUCCUCACCUCCUUCUCUUCCUCCUCAGAAGUGACUUCACAACACAAGAGACAAAUGCACACUUCUGAACUGACCUGCCACCACAAAACCAAAGAUUUUAUUGGAAAGCAGAGCCUGGAAAGUUUCACUAACAAUAAAGAAAAAGAAAAAAACUCGCCCAGGCAAGGAACUUCAUUAAAACUGUAGUUUUAUUGUUUUUUUCUGGAUCAACCGACAUCUUUAGAGUUGUAAUAAUCCUAAAUUAUAUUCGACCGAGAUGCCAUACACAGAUUAAGUGCCAAUAAGUAACGACGUUUUGAUGAUAAAUGGAAGUCACUUUAAAAGACACAAUCUCUGCGGGAACAUGGAAAUAUUCACAUUGUCGUUGCUUUAAUGUGGAGAUGACUUUGAAAUUACACCAUGCAAAAAAUCUCAACGAGUAAUUUACCAGUGACCCCAGAACCAGGGACACUAUUACAUUAAAUAAAUUCAGAUAAAACAAAAUAAAAUAACAUAAAAUAAACACACGAAAAAGGUAAAAUGAAACAACUUUCAAUUCAAAAUUAUUCACAUUGAUAAGAAAUAAUACAGUUUCUGCAAUGUUUCCAUGCGGGCCUGUAUGGAGCAUGUCUGAGAGAAUGAGAGAAUUUCAUUCCAAAAUUUUCACGAUGGUGCUUUUGUAAUAUCUCUCGGGAAAUGACUGAAGGCAAUGAACAGUUUGUACAAGGAACAUCUAAGCAUAUAGAUAUAUGCAGAAAGCUGAAACUGUAUUCAUACCAAAUCACAAACAUUUCCUCACACAUCUCUCUGGAGCUGUGCGGCAACAGGCUCCACAGCAAACAGCUUCCCUGGACUAUCCGUCUGAAACAUAGCCAAUGUUACUGCUUCCCGAAGAAGAGCACGGGAGGAGUGUAUUAUGUACAGUUAUACCGUGUUUCCAAAUAAACAAUUUUAUAUUGAAAAAAAAA